AAAUGAACAAAAGCAAAAUGAUUUAAGGACCCUAGAGAUGGAUACACAUGAACAAAAGGAACAUGACUUAAGAUCUGCUUUAAAAGAGAAGGAAACUGAAGCCUUGCAGCAAAGGACCCAAGAGAUGGACACAGAUGAACAAAAGCAACAUGAUUUAAGGACCCUAGAGAUGGAUACACAUGAACAAAAGGAACAUGACUUAAGAUCUGCUUUAAAAGAGAAGGAAACUGAAGCCUUGCAGCAAAGGACCCAAGAGAUGGACACAGAUGAACAAAAGCAACAUGAUUUAAGACCUGCUCUAAAAGAAACAGAAACUGAGGCUGAAGCUGAAGCCUUGCAGCAAAGGACCCUAGAGAUGGAUACAGAUGAACAAAAGGAACAUGACUUAAGAUCUGCUUUAAAGGAGAAGGAAACUGAAGCCUUGCAACAAAGGACCCAAGAGAUGGACACACAUGAACAAAAGCAACAUGAUUUAAGACCUGCUCUAAAAGAAACGGAAACUGAAGCUGAAGCUGAAGCCUUGCAGCAAAGGACCCCAGAGAUGGAUACAGAUGAACAAAAGGAACAUGACUUAAGAUCUGCUUUAAAGGAGAAGGAAACUGAAGCCUUGCAACAAAGGACUCAAGAGAUGGACACACAUGAACAAAAGCAACAUGAUUUAAGACCUGCUCUAAAAGAAACGGAAUCUGAAGCUGAAGCUGAAUCCUUGCAGCAAAGGACCCUAGAGAUGGAUACACAUGAACAAAAGGAACAUGACUUAAGACCUGCUUUAAAAGGGAAGGAAACUGAAGCCUUGCAGCAAAGGUGA
Molecule: messenger RNA, 808 nt
Organism: Fundulus heteroclitus (mummichog)
Lineage: Eukaryota; Metazoa; Chordata; Actinopteri; Cyprinodontiformes; Fundulidae
Product: SUN domain-containing protein 2-like
Exons: 18
Coding region: 38-808 (256 amino acids)
Source: RefSeq, a predicted model, not a curated record